UCAUCUAAGCUUAAAACGCGCCUUCCGAUGAUUAGGCAUUAAAACAAAAAUUGAGCGUUUUCCCGAGGAAAAAAAAAACAGAAUGCAAGUACAGCUGAAUCCGCGGAUAAAGUAACAUCAUUAUUCUCUAAACAUAAAACUGUCCGGCGGGGUUGGAUAUUUGCCUAGUAUUGUAAUGUAAUGCACACUGAAUGUUGCAAUAAAGGGGGAAAAAAAACACUUUGUGCCUGCCCAGGGCUCUGCGCUAGCAACCUUCAGGUCAUUCUGCAGAGCGACAGUCCUCACCGGGUUACUGGAGUUCAGCGCUCAGCUCCAGGUCGCAGUUACUCUCGCCGUCGCAGUCGAGCUGGGGCGGCUGCUGAUGAACAGCGUCUUGUGAAGAACAUCGAGAGUCUGCACUGCAGUUUUUUGUCUUGGUCUUUUGUCGUUGUCGUUGUUGUUGUUCUGGUUGUUCUCCGCACCUGGAGGUUGUGUUUCGUCGGUAUGUUUUGCAAAUCGCUUGUGCGGAGCGCGUAUGCAGCCGGCAGACUGGAAUCUAAGCCGGUUGUCCGCAAAAUGAGCCCGUUGCUUCCCUACAGUGAUGAGACCCGGAGACAGUCCUCGUCUUCUGUUUUGUCUGGCAACAAACCUAAAACUAUGGAUGAGCUCCAUGGUCCAACCUUUCUAACUUCUCUUUACUGGCUUUUCGUUAAAGGAUACUUUGACAAAACCCACGAAAUGCAAGUUGAGCACAAGAAGAUCUACGGCCCUCUGUGGAAGUCCAAGUAUGGCCCCCUGGUGGUGGUGAACGUGGCAGAGGCCGAACUGAUCGAGCAGGUGCUGAGGCAGGAAGGGAAGUACCCCAUCAGGACGGACAUGCCCCACUGGAGGGGCUACAGAGUGCUGCGCCAGCAAGCCUAUGGGCCGCUCACUGAAAUGGGGGCAGAGUGGCAGCGGAUCAGGAGCAUUUUGAACCCCAGGAUGCUGAAGCCAAAGCACGUGUCGUCGUACUCCACAGCCAUCAACCAGGUGGUGACCGACUUCGUCCACAGAGUCCGCUGGCUCAGGGAGAGCGCCGGCGGGGGGGCUGUGGUGCACGACGUGGCAGGCGAACUCUACAAAUUCGCAUUUGAAGGAAUCUGCUCGGUGCUGUUCGAAAUCCGCAUGGGCUGCCUGAAUGAGCAAAUCCCGCAGGAAACCCAGAAGUUCAUUGACUCCGUGGGGGAGAUGUUCCGAUUGUCCCCAAUCUUGGUGCUUUUCCCCCAGUCCCUCUGGCCUUAUCUGCCCUUCUGGAAGCACUUUGUGGCUGUCUGGGACCAUCUCUUCAAAGUCGCCCAGCAGCUGAUUGACAGGAAGGUGGUGGAGAUCCGGGAGAAGGCAGCGAAGGGUGAGACUGUGGAGGGCGAGUAUCUGACACACCUGCUGGCCAGCGAGAAAAUGACGGUGACUGAAAUUCUGGGCAGCAUUACAGAACUGCUGCUCGCUGGCGUGGACACGACAUCCAACACCAUCUCCUGGGCUCUGUACCACCUGGCACGAGAGCCAGACACUCAGGAGAAGCUGCACCAGGAGGUGGACAGUGUCUGCCCAGGAGAUAAAAUACCCACGAGCGAAGACUUUGCAAAGAUGCCAUGGCUGAAGGCAACAGUGAAGGAAACACUUCGAUUGUACCCAGUUGUACCUGGUAACGCCCGGGUUGUGGUUGAAGAUGAAAUUAUGGUUGGUGAUUGUAUUUUCCCCAAAAAGACGCUUUUUCACCUCUGCCACUACGCUGUGUCCUACGACGGAAACCACUUCCCCCAGCCCCACGCCUUCCUGCCCCAGCGCUGGCUGAGAGGAGACGAGAGGCUGAAGCAGCACCCGUUCAGCUCCGUGCCCUUCGGCUUCGGGAUCAGGGCCUGCCUGGGCAAGAGGCUGGCGGAGCUGGAGAUGUACUGCAUACUGUCUAGGCUGAUGAAGCACUUUGAGGUGCGUCCUGAUCCUUCCGGAGCCACAGUCAAAGCCAAAACCAGGACCCUUCUAGUGCCUGCGUCCCCCAUGAACCUGCAGUUUCUGGACAGGAAAUAGAGACAAGCCCUAGAGGCAAAAAGACAAAAACAACUACAGGUCUCACGGUCAAAUCGACAGAGUUAAAACAUGACAACCAAAAGGGGCGAUUUACAGCAACGUAUUCUGUAGCACAGUGUCUUCAAAAAGGAGUUGCGAGGUUAAGAAAGAGAGAAUUCAACACUAGAGCCAGUUCUGUUUUUAUGUUGAAGGAGUGCUAUUGCACACUGGAGGCUCAGGCCAAGUACCUUCAGUUGGCUCAGUUCUGCUCUGUUGCAUCAAAACAUCCUGAGUCCUUACUGCUGUUUGUGCGCAGGAACAGAGUGUAGCUGCAGACAUCCUUUCAGCUUCAUUCUUUUAAGUUUUCCACAAGCAGACGUAUUUCAAACAAACCGCGGUAACAUUAGGAAACAAAACAAUCUACAAUAGGUGCCUUAUAUAUAUAUAUCAUUCCAUAUCAUUCUAUUACUUAUUUAAUGUUAUUUUUUAGUGAGCCAUUUAAGUCUUCUGUUAGAAUUCCUUACUGCACUUUCUCCUGCAUGCUUGUUUGGCUAAGGGACCACUGUUCUCAUCUUGAGUCGGUUCCAUACAAAAUGGAAUUGGAAUAUGCAGUUAUUAAAGAUAAUGCUGCCAUUCAUAUUAAAAUAUUCAAAAAAGACGAAGGGUUGGUAGAGCAAACACAGGGUGUCAAUUUUCUAAAAUAACGUACAGCAAUUAAAGUUGAAAUUUUAGGUAGUACCCCUUUAGAUACCCUUUACCCUGUUUUCUCUAGAGCUCACUGAUUUACAUGUAUUCAGUAGUUAACGCUCCUAGACUUCUGGUUGGGAACUACUAUUGUAACAUGUGACAACAUUACAAAUGAGUGAUAAACGCAGUAAAAUGUUGAUAAUGUUUAA
Molecule: messenger RNA, 2921 nt
Organism: Lepisosteus oculatus (spotted gar)
Lineage: Eukaryota; Metazoa; Chordata; Actinopteri; Semionotiformes; Lepisosteidae
Gene: cyp27a3
Product: cytochrome P450 family 27 subfamily A member 3
Biological process (GO): cellular response to peptide hormone stimulus; cortisol metabolic process; cholesterol metabolic process
Cellular component (GO): mitochondrial inner membrane
Molecular function (GO): heme binding; iron ion binding; monooxygenase activity
Source: RefSeq, a predicted model, not a curated record